ACCUUUAGUGUCCUGGGCGUUGUCAACGCAACAUCGCAGCAUGUUGGCGACGUGUCUGGCGGUGUCGGCCGUGUACCUGCUGCUGCCUGCUGCCGUGGGGGACCGCUGCGGGCACAACGUGGUGCCGCUGUCCGUAUUUGAGGGCAAACCCUGCCAGCUGCGCCUCACCAGGAGUGAGCUGAAUGUGAGUGACUCUGAACUGUGGGAUGUGGUGCAGCGUGGACUGAAGAGGGGGUCCAAGCUGGCAGAGAAGGUGAAGGACCAUGAGCGGUGGGUGUCCCAGCGCCUGCAUGUGCCACCGUCCACACCAGAGUACCACCACUACCUCACCAAUGAGGCCUCUGAUUCUGAGAAGCAACACGUGAUGGACACGCUAGAAGACCUUGCCAAUGUCACCGCAUUGGCCACCCUCCUGGUGCACAAGUUUAACAUAUCCCGAGACAAAGUGGGUGAUCUUCUCAUUGAUAUUCAGGUACCAGCAGAUCCAUCCCAUAUUCCACAAAGUCCAACUUGCAAUGUGUCUGCCAUCUACAGAACAUAUAAUGGGUCAUGUAACAACCUGCAGCAUCCAAUUUGGGGAAUGACUGAGACUGUUUACCCACGGCUUGUGAGCUCAAUUUUUCGUGAUGGUAUCAAUGCACCAAAGAAGUCAGUAACCGGCAAAGAGUUGCCAAAUCCCAGAAUUCUCAGACAGCACUUACUGCCCACUGGUGAUUUUGAUGAUGAAACAAAUACUCUGCUGGUAAUGCAGUAUGGGCAGCUAAUAGCACAUGAUACUGCACUUAGUUCUGACUGGCUUGGAUAUAAUGGGCUUGGGGUAGAAUGUUGCUCAUAUAAUGCAUCUCCUCUCCCAUGUAAGAACAUCAGCGUUGGUUGUUACCCAGCUAGGAUACCACACAAUGAUGAGUACUAUGCAGACAAAGGGGUGACAUGUAUGAGUGUUGCAAGAUCUAUGAAGACUUACACUUUUGGAGGUAUCUUAGGUCCAGCAGAGACAAUUAAUUCUGAAAAUCACCUUAUUGAUGCUUCUUUCACAUACGGCCCUAGCCAGCAGCGAGCAUAUGAAAUAAGAAAAUUUAAAGGUGGGAAGCUUAUUGAACAGGUCCUUCCUGAUGGUAGAAAGGUGUUGCCACAAGUGUCUAACUCAAUGGUAUCUUGUAGCCUGCCAUCAAACGGAACAUGCUUCAUCGCAGGUGAUGUGCGUGUGAACCAGAACACCCAACUGACGAUUCUACAAAAUUUGUAUUUACGAGAACACAACAGGGUGGCUGACAAGCUGUCUUCCAUGAACCCACACUGGGAUGACGAGAAGACGUACCAAGAGGCUCGCAGAAUUGUUGUGGCAGAACAUGAACACAUAACCUACACGGAAUUCAUUUCACAGAUUCUGCGUGAUGACCUAUUAGAGAAGUUCCAUAUAAAAUCAAAUCAAACUGGCUACAGCAACUGUUACAAGGAGGACUUGAAACCAGCUACACUUUCCGAGUUCACAGAGGCAGUUUACAGGAUGUUCCAUGGGAUCGCUCAGAGUGACUUGCUUAUGUACAAAGAUAUAGGAUGUCCAGUCGGAAAAAUAAAAAUAAACAGAUGGUUCGAUAAACCAGAAAUCCUCAUUCAAGGUAAUAACUUGGAUCAGCUGACCUUGGGCCUCACACAGCAGCCUGCCACAAAGGAUGACAAAUACACAGUCUAUGAGCUUAACAGGAACCUGUUCCAAGUUGAUGGGCCUUACGGCCAGGACCUGGACAUGUUUGACAUAAUAAGAGGGAGAGAUAAUGGCUUGGGACACUAUAAUGAUUAUCGAGAAUUAAUAGGCCUACCAAGAGCAACAAAAUUUGAAGACUUUGCUGAUCUUAUGUCAUAUGAGGAUGCCAUGGCCUUGGGACAGUAUUAUGCAGAUCCAGAUGACGUUGAGCUGAUGAUGGUGAUGCUGGAGAAAACCAGCCCAGACAAACUGACAGUGAGGCAGGCUAUUCUCGCAGAGCAGUUCUACCGCUGGAGAUGUGGAGACAGAUUCUUCUAUGAUUAUAGUGGAUCCCCUUACCCAUUCUCAGAAGAUCAGCUAAAUGAAAUUAAAAAGGUAACAAUGUCCAGGAUAAUUUGUGAUAACUCAGACAACAUAACCAGAAUACAGACCAACAGUUUCAAGAAAGUCAGUGACACGAACCCAGCAACAGACUGCACACUCAUUCCCCAGGUGGAUCUGAGCUACUGGAAAGAGGAACAAUGACUACAGUUCCAAAUAAAAUAACAUGACAUUAUUACACUAUCAUGUAAUUGCACUCUGUAAUAAAUGAAUGUUUAUAAACAGUGCAAUUCAA
Molecule: messenger RNA, 2321 nt
Organism: Schistocerca cancellata (South American locust)
Lineage: Eukaryota; Metazoa; Arthropoda; Insecta; Orthoptera; Acrididae
Product: peroxidase-like
Exons: 14
Coding region: 41-2230 (729 amino acids)
Biological process (GO): response to oxidative stress
Molecular function (GO): peroxidase activity; heme binding
Source: RefSeq, a predicted model, not a curated record